This is a messenger RNA of Linnemannia hyalina, 1128 nucleotides long. The record is from the annotation of a GenBank genome assembly. Lineage: Eukaryota; Fungi; Mortierellomycota; Mortierellomycetes; Mortierellales; Mortierellaceae.
AUGGUCAAGUUCCUUGCCUCUUCCUUCACGGUCCUCCUGUUGACCAUUGCCGCCGUCAAGGCCCAAAUCAACCCCGCCCUCUACCCCAAAGUCAACGAGGUCCCCCCCGUCACCUCGCCCGAGGUUGUUGCCUGGUUGAAGGAGAUUGACUUGACUGGCGCCCCUACCAUUGAGCUCCACGUCGGUGCUCCCCCAGCUUGCCCCAACCCCCCAAUUGCCAACGAGUGCUACUGGACUUGUGAUGGAUGCGCCGCUGACGAUAUCACCGCCUGCGCUGCUCCCAACACCUGGGGUUUGACCUUUGACGAUGGUCCCUCCACCGCCACUCCUAUCCUCUUGGACUACCUCAAGACCAACAAGCUCUCUGCUUCCUUCUUCGUCAUCGGCUCCAACGCCAUCCAGUACCCCGACACCCUCAAGCGUGAGGUCACCGAGGGCCACCAUCUCGCCUCCCACACCUGGUCCCACCACGCCUUGACCACCCUCACCAACCAGCAGAUCGUCGCCGAGAUGAAGUGGACCGAGAAGGCCGUCUUUGAGGCCACCGGUCUCCGUCUCAAGUACAUGCGUCCCCCAUACGGAGAUAUCAACAACCGUGUCCGCUUCGUCCUCAAGAAGCUCGGCUACAUCCCUGUCGACUGGACCGGUGAUGCCUUUGACACCAACGACUGGAGAAUCCCCACCAUGACCGAGGCUCAGGUCAUUGCUACCUUCUCCAAGUCCCUUGACACCUACGUUGCCAGCGACAAGGCCAAGGGUUUCUACUGCCUUGAGCACGAUGUCUCGUCCUUGACCGUUAACGUUGCCUUGAAGUUGCUCCCUCUCGGUAUCUCCCGCAAGAUCAACUUUGCCUCCGUUGCUGGCUGCGAGUCUGAUGCUCAGCCCUACCAGGCCGGUUCCACUGCCCCCAUGCCUACUCUUUCCGCCGGUACCAGCGCUGGUCAGCCCACCGCUACCAAGGGUGCUUCUCCCACCGCUAGCGCUGGUGGUGCUGCUGGUUCUGGUAACGGAACUGUCAACGGUCCUACCAUUGUUGACCCCAAGAACAAGAGCGGCGCCUCGUCCAUUGCCGUCUCUGGUGUCUUUGCUGCUGCCGCUGCCGCUGCUGUCGCUCUUAUCCUUGCAUAA